Messenger RNA from Salmo salar (Atlantic salmon), 2807 nucleotides. RefSeq names its product protocadherin beta-16-like. The record is from RefSeq and is a predicted model, not a curated record. Gene Ontology annotation, molecular function: calcium ion binding. Gene Ontology annotation, cellular component: plasma membrane. Lineage: Eukaryota; Metazoa; Chordata; Actinopteri; Salmoniformes; Salmonidae. Gene Ontology annotation, biological process: homophilic cell-cell adhesion.
GCUUUCUCGCUUAAAGCCUUUCACGUUGGAUACCCUUACCAAGGUAGAGGUCAUAUUUGCAGACGUUUUUGUAUAUAUAGCCUAUACUAAGAGGUUUGGGAUCAUUUGAUUAAUCUGAAUGUAUUAUGGAAUAUAAAAGAGGUUCCAUAUUGAGGCGAGGGCGAUGGUCCACCUUUGUCUUCCUGUUACUGACCGUCCAUCAGUGUUUCGGGGAUAUUCGCUAUUCCAUUGCAGAAGAAAUUAAACGAGGUUCUGUGGUUGGGAGCUUUUCUCAGGAUUUGGGCAUCGAUGUGAAAACACUGUCGACCAGAAGACCAAGGAUCGAAUUCGAAGGUAGUACACGAUACUGCGACAUUAACCAGAAGACUGGAGAUUUGAUUGUGAACGAGCGGAUGGACAGAGAGGAGCUGUGCGGACAAAAGCCGUCGUGUGCUUUGCAUUUUGACUUCUUUUUGGAAAACCCUCUAGAGUUGCACCGUGUCACACUUGAAAUCCAAGAUGUUAACGACAACUUCCCAACAUUUCCCAAUGAAGUAAUGAAAUUAGAGAUCAGAGAAUCGGCCAAUAAAGGAGAGCGAUUUUCCAUUGACGAGGCCCUCGACACAGAUACGGGAGUCAAUUCAGUUCAGGGUUAUACUCUAUCGGCAAAUGAACAUUUCACCUUGUCUGUUCACACAAGUGCUGAAACGGGUAAAUAUGCAGAGAUCGUACUAGAGCAUGAACUAGACCGAGAAAAGCAGGACGAACUAUCACUUAUUCUGACAGCUUAUGAUGGCGGAAAGCCACAGAAAUCUGGCACUGUAGUUAUACAGGUCCGGGUACUAGAUGCUAAUGAUAAUGUCCCUGUAUUUACGCAGUCUAUUUAUAAGGUGAGUGUGCCUGAAAACGCUCCACCGGGUACUGCUGUGGUCACUGUCAGUGCGAGCGACGCAGAUGAAGGGGCGAAUGGAGAGGUUACAUAUGAAUUUAGUCAUAUUUCUAUCAAAACCAAAAAUACUUUCUCUAUUGAUCCAAAAAGUGGAGAGAUUAAAACAAAAUCGAUGAUAGAUUUUGAAGAUACAUCGUCCUUUGAGCUGCGAGUUAAAGCUAAAGAUGGAGCAGGUCAGGCUGCUUCAUGUAAAGUUAUUGUUGACGUCGCUGAUGUUAAUGACAACGCCCCAGUCAUACUUAUUAAGUCAUUCAAAUCACCAUUGCCAGAAAACUCACCAGCCGGUACAGAGGUUGCCUUAAUUUAUGUACAGGACAGAGAUUCUGAGUCAAACAGCAAAGUAAGAUGUUCUAUUGAGCAGAACACAUACUUCAAAUUGUCCCCAUCAAUCAAAAAACACCUGUCCUUAAUAACUGCUGUGGAAUUGGAUCGUGAGACACAGUCCGAAUACAACAUCACUCUUAUUGCAACCGAUGAAGGAUAUCCUCCACUGUCAUCUUUUCAAACUAUUACGUUAAUUGUUUCUGAUGUGAAUGACAACCAACCUGUGUUUGAAGAACAAUCCUACAGUUCCUAUGUGACUGAAAACAACAAGCCUGGCUCCUCUAUGUGUUCUGUUACUGCCAGAGACCCAGACUGGAGACAGAACGGCACGGUGGUCUAUUCUCUAUUGCCCAGUGAUGUCAACGGUGUUCCGGUGUCCUCAUUUCUAUCCAUUAACGGAGACACGGGGGUGAUCCAUGCUGUGAGAGCAUUUGAUUAUGAGCAGUUUAGGAGCUUCAAAGUCCACGUUGUAGCCAGAGACAAUGGUUCUCCUCCACUCAGCAGUAACGUGACUGUGAGUGUCUUCAUAACAGAUGAGAAUGAUAACUCUCCCCAGAUAUUAUACCCUGCUCCAGCAGGGAACUCCUUGAUGACUGAGAUGGUCCCCAAAGCUGCUCUGGCGGGGUCCCUAGUUUCCAAGGUGAUAGCUGUGGAUGCUGACUCUGGACAGAACGCGUGGCUUUCAUAUCAGAUCGUGAAAUCGACUGAUCCGGGACUUUUCACUAUUGGUCUCCACAGUGGAGAGAUCAGGGCACAGCGGGACAUUUCUGAAUCUGACAGUAUGAAGCAGAACCUUGUUAUAUCAGUGAAAGAUAACGGACAGCCCUUUCUCUCUACAACCUGUGAUGUGUAUUUACUCAUAUCAGACAACUUGGCUGAAGUUCCACAACUGAAAGACAUGACUUAUGAGGAUAGUUCCAAACUUACUUCCUAUUUGAUCAUUGGUCUGGUCUCUGUCUCCACCUUUUUCCUGACUUUCAUUAUUCUCAUCCUGGCCGUGAGGUUCUGCCGCAGUAGAAAGCCUAGAAUGAUGUUUGAUGGAGCAGUCGCCAUUCCCAGCGCGUAUUUCCCUCCCAACUAUGCAGAGGUGGAUGGAGCUGGAACUCUGCGCAGUUCUUACAAUUAUGACGCAUACCUGACAACGGGCUCACGCACCAGUGACUUCAAGUUUGCAAGAUCUUACAAUGACAGCACGCUGCCUGCUGAUCUUACACUAACAAGAUGUCCAGAUACAUUACUAGAAGGGAGUAUCAUGUCGCUCAACACUGCAGGAGAAGCGAAUGAGGUAAGCCUUCUCUCAUCUGAGAUACCACCGUUUGUACCUGAGUUGUUUCGUUGUGGGAGAAUGGGUUAUGUAUGUGGAAAAUACAUUCUGGGCCUUAAUGGCUUAUGCCAUCCUAUAGAAACAGUAGGUCUAUACUCGGUUUAGAUGAUAACAACUUAGUAGGCUAAAAUGUGGCAUUUAUCCACUCAUUGUUUUGUUUGAUUGGUUGAGUUGCAAAGGUGCUCGCUGUUUCUUCUCUUCUCUGUGAGGAGUAAUUCACUAGGGGUUUGA